AUCACACAGUUUACAAUAAAUAUCUGAGAUCACUCAAAAGCAAAUCCAUCAAAUCAAUAUCCUCACAUACAAUACCACCUUCUAAUCUCCUUCAACAUGUAUGCUCAACAACAACCGUAUUACGGUGGACAACCACCACAAGGUCAAUGGAAUAAUGCUCCACCUCAGCAACAACAGAACUGGAACAAUGGUCCUCCUCAGAAUGGACAAUGGCAACCUCCACAACAUAACUCGGGUCCUCCUCCUAAUCCUAAUGAUAGACCUUUACCACAUGGCUGGAUCAAAGAAUGGAAUGGUCAACAUAAUGCUUGGUAUUACGUUAAUACUUUAGCUCAACCACCCGUUUCACAAUGGACUUUUCCAGAACCACAAAACUUUGGUCCUCCUCCUGGACCACCACCACCUUCUAAUGAUCAAAGAGCUUUCAAUCAACCAAAUGGAUACGGAGCUCCAGCUGGUCAAAAUGGUUAUGGAGCACAACCUUUGAAUGGGUAUGGAGGUCCACCACCUUCUAAUGGGUACGGUCAACCUCCUCCUUCUCAACCUUAUGGUGGAGCUCCGCCUGCUGCUUCGGGUCCACCUCCGGUCACUAAGGGUAAUAAACCUAAAAGUGGAAUGUCUGGCUUAAUGGGAGCUGGUUUAGGUGCUGCUGGAGGUUUAGCUUUGGGGGCUUUUGCCAGUCAUGAAUGGAAAGAACAUGAAAAACAUGAAGAAAGGAAGGAAAGUGCAGCGUAUAUGGCCGGACUGAACCAAGGUGAACGUCAACAUGAAUAUCAAGGAGGUUCUAAUAAUUACGGUGGUGGAAAUUAUGGUGGAGGUGGAGGUGGAAUGUUGGAAUAUGGAAAUGGUGGUGGGGGUGGGGGUAUGAAUGGUGGUUAUGAUGAUAAUGAAGAAAGACAUUCGGUUACUACUGUUCAUCGAGAAGUUCAUGAAGCAGAUGGAAGUUGGUAUGAAGAAGAUACUACUACUACUGCUGAUGAGGAAUGGUAGGCGGUUUAUUCGAUUGUUCUGUUGUUUUGUUUGAUUCUUUUUUUUGAAAUUUUAGCAUGUAUCAUUUCUAUAUUCAUCCAUUUACGAAUCUGUCAUAUCUCCUCAAUCCUAGACUUUCUGAGGUAUACUUGAUAGGAUGAAAAUUCAAGCUUCACCAUGUUGAGUUGCC
Messenger RNA from Melampsora larici-populina 98AG31, 1159 nucleotides. RefSeq lists its product as uncharacterized. Bases 97 to 990 code for a protein of 297 amino acids. NCBI's taxonomy places the organism in Eukaryota, Fungi, Basidiomycota, Pucciniomycetes, Pucciniales, Melampsoraceae. The transcript has 5 exons. The record is from RefSeq and is a predicted model, not a curated record.